Molecule: messenger RNA, 2817 nt
Organism: Coprinopsis cinerea okayama7#130
Lineage: Eukaryota; Fungi; Basidiomycota; Agaricomycetes; Agaricales; Psathyrellaceae
Exons: 1
Coding region: 1-2817 (938 amino acids)
Source: RefSeq, a predicted model, not a curated record
AUGUCCUGCCUGUUAUCGAGAACCGUAGCAUGCAAUGACAGGCGACUGGAGGCGCUCGUUUCGUUGUAUGAUGCGGAAAAGGACAGCUUGACAGCACAGUUGACUCCGCAAGACCUGAGCAAACUUGUCGCCAUUCUCGGCACCUGUUCUCUUCCCUCGGAUACACCGGAAUCAACGUUUCACGCGAACCUGCACGUCGACAGACCCUUUGAGCGAGAGUAUUGGGAAUUGGUGGAUCGAGUUCUGGAGGACAAGGCUUGUGUACCGGGUUAUGUGCCAACACUGGAGGACGACUACUGGCAAAUGGAAGUUUAUUUCCAUUACCUCCAGCGGCGGAGAUUCGCUUCUACAAGUACGUUUGUUGGCAAAUCGCUCACUAAAUAUCCUGAUUUCUUCUCCGGUACAGGUGAAUCGCAAAAUCUGCUGAAGGAGGUUACCCUGCUGUACCAGCGGAUUCGGAUGGGUUCCCGAGACCCAGCUGUCCACUACCCAUAUUUUCGAACAGCCCUGGUCGCCUCACGGGCACAUCUCAACAAAGUUGCUACCGCCUUAACCGAGUUCAUGAAAGCGUCGCCCAGCAACACCACUCCUCAUAUUGUCGAUCUAUUCUGGAGAAUGAUCGACGCGCUUGGUCCAGGCGCUUCCCUGCGGUUACAGGAACAGUUCCUCGACGUUACUUCCAAGAUAGUCGGAGGAGGGUCAAGCGGCCAAUCCAAUCACAAAGGCCCCGUUCGCUCUUUAACCUCAACUUGCGAUCAAGUCCACCUUGCCCUCGCCUCCUCUCUAUUUCCCUUACUCAAUCCAAGUUCCUCGACCUCAUCCUCGUCCUGGGCGAGGCAAUUGACAAGUCAAGCCCUUGACGACGACGUUCCCCAUUCUCUUCGUUGGGAGAAUCUCGUCCUGCUUGCCACCACCAUAACCACUGGGAACCUCUCGCAGCCGGUGACCGUUUCCCAGCUCCGCGCGUGCCCCAAAUCCCGGGCGUGGCGAACUCUUUUGUUUCUUUCCUUUCUACGAAAGACCCUCGGCACCAUCGACCUUUCUUCAAAGGACCUCGUUUCAAAGGCACUCGAACUCCGACUAGUUCUUCGUCAAGUAUGGGAAGCUUGGAUAUCCUUUCCACCAGAGUUGGUUCCUCCUCCUGACGUCCAUCGCCAAGUUCUCUUGAACUUCUUCGAGGUUUCCGGGCGCAUCAGGGAUGAAGAGCAACUGCAUCUCACCUACAACUACGCAUUGGGAAAGGGCCUUUGCGACUGGUCGACGCCUUCAAAAGGCGGGUCAACCCAAGCGCUUGACAUGGCCGCCAGCUACGCCACCGCACUUAUUAGGUGCCGCGGUUACAGCUGGGAAGCUGUCAUCCCGUACCUCCAGUCGGUCUUUCCGGACAAAGCUACCAUGACCUCCCUCAUCGCACCCAUGGUAGAUGCGCUCAUCCUCGACGGACACCGACGAAUCAUCAGUCUAUACGAAUACCUCACUACCCAUGGAUUACAACCUUCAACUGAUGCAUACCUCAAGUUCGCCGUAUCUCUCGUCAAGGAGCAGAGGUGGUCAACGGCGAUUCCAUUUCUCUCCGACCCCCGCUUCACACAUGCGCACAAAGAAAUGUUGUUAAUUUCCUUUCUGCGGGUUCCCCAAACCGAGCGAUGGGAAGUUAUGAACUACAAGCUAGGCUCAUACCUCGGUAAUGCGUUACUCGCCCUUUACCGGACAUCUCCACCCUCGCCGUACGCCAAGUACCCCAUUCGAUAUUUUCUGAAACCGCUCAUAGCUGCUGGCCACGGUCCCAUCGCUGUCGACAUCAUGGCCCUCAUGUUUCGCCACGACCAAGAGUUCUUCACGCAGCGUUCCAUCCGACGUUAUCUCGUCCAAUUACUCCAGAGACGAAAUGCCAAAGCCGCGAUGAAACUGUUCUUCCUGGUCAAGGAUGCCUUUCCCGGGCCAGGCAUCGCAGACCUCAGUCGCAAAUUCGCAUUGGCGUUCAGCAACACCCGUUCACCGAGUCGAGCAGCACGCAUUUUGCAAGCAAAGCCCAUGCUUCGGUUCCAAACACCUCGAGAGGAAAUGCUGAGAACGUCUGUUACACGGACUGUCCCCAGGGAGGCACUCUCCAAGCUCUACGUCAUCUCGGUGUUGAAGAAUACGGAUCGGAAUAGUCCCUCGUUUGCACCCGCUGUUCGCUUUGCGGUUUCGUUUUUGGUCAAGCAUGGUCGGACUUUCGCGGCGAGGAAGCUUUAUGGGUGGGCGUCGUCAGGUUUGGAUCCCAAGACGCAUACAGCCAUUGGAAACAUCAUUCUCCAUGGUUGUUAUCGUCUGCGACAAGGUGAAGCUCGAACCAUCCGACACCUCGUGCACACCAGGGAUGUCUUGAGCAAGGCGUACCAGUUCACUCCGGACCGCGCGACUGUCAACAUCAUCGUCAAGAUCAUCCUCGGUCCACGGUCACAAAGGAGUUCAAGGCAGAUAAGAGCGCUCUUUGAUGAAUUUGUUCGACGUGGAUACCCAGCCGGCGAAGAAUGGCGACGUGAACAUGGCGUUCCAUUCGGGACACCCCCAGCAUCCAGUCCAUUCGCGUCCCUCAUCCCAGCCACCACUCAAACUAUAGCAUUCCGUAAACACCUCCAGCCGCUUUACAGGAUGUUCAUCAGCGCGUUCCGGAAACGGAAAGACUUCAACGCCAUGAAGACCGUCGGUGCCAUCUUGAGAGAGGAGCGACGAGUCUCGAUCGCAGAGAUUGAGAAACGAAAUCAGGCGCGUCGGGAAGGAAUCAUGCGAAAAAAGGCGAGGCUUGUGGCGAGAUCGCUUCCAACACCAUAG